This is a messenger RNA of Thalassophryne amazonica, 2526 nucleotides long. Its product is annotated as extracellular calcium-sensing receptor-like. NCBI's taxonomy places the organism in Eukaryota, Metazoa, Chordata, Actinopteri, Batrachoidiformes, Batrachoididae. Gene Ontology annotation, cellular component: membrane. Gene Ontology annotation, biological process: G protein-coupled receptor signaling pathway. Gene Ontology annotation, molecular function: G protein-coupled receptor activity. The record is from RefSeq and is a predicted model, not a curated record. The coding region runs from base 16 to 2526 and encodes 836 amino acids. The transcript has 9 exons.
UUCCAACUGAACACAAUGUACAAGUUUGGAGAUGUGGUUCUGGGUGGAUUAUUUCCAUUCAACUUAAUCUCGGUUGCUCCUGACCUUUCAUUUAAAUCAGAACCCCAACACCCGACCUGCUACAGUUUCAAUAUUGAAGGAUUCAGACAGGCUCAGACCAUGGCUUUUGCUAUUGAUGAGAUCAACAAAAAUUCUAAACUGCUUCCAAAUGUGACUCUGGGAUACAAGCUUUAUGAUAACUGCAUCAAAGUAGGAAUUGCAUUCCGUGCUGCCUUGUCUUUAGCCAGUGGUCAGGACAAACAGUUUAAAUUACAUGAAACCUGUGUGGGAACCCCUCCAGUGCUGGGAAUUGUAGGUGAUUCUUCAUCAACCAGUUCUAUUGCCAUUUCAUCUGUCUUUGGUUUGUACAGAGUGCCAAUGGUGAGUUACUUUUCAACAUGUUCCUGCUUGAGUGACCGAAAAACAUUUCCAUCCUUCUUCCGGACUAUCCCAAGUGAUGCUUUCCAAGUGCGUGCUAUGAUUAAGAUUUUAAAACACUUUGGCUGGACCUGGGUUGGCCUGCUGGUCAGUGAUGAUGAUUAUGGACUCCAUGCUGCCCGAUCUUUCCAGUCAGACAUGGUUGAGUCUGGUGAAGGUUGUCUGGCUUACUUAGAAGUUUUGCCCUUAAAUGAGAAGACGGCUGAGUUCAAGAGGGUCGUUGAAGUAAUGAAGAAAUCGACAGCUCGUGUGGUGAUUGCAUUUGCAUAUAAGAGACAUAUGAUUCAACUCAUGGAAGAGGUAGUAAAACAGAAUGUGACCGGUCUGCAGUGGAUAGCCAGUGAAGCGUGGACCUCAGCAGCCAUUCUCCAGACCCUCAAACUCAUGCCAUACCUGGGUGGAACACUGGGCAUUGCCAUCCAACGAGGAGAAAUUCGAGGUCUAAAAGAGUUCCUAUCAAAAAUACAUCCUGGCCAACAUCAUAACAGCAGCUACGGACAUAAUUUGGUACAGCAGUUUUGGGAAUUUUUAUUUCAGUGUAGAUUUGCCCCAAUUUCAGCACAAUGGUUGGAAGCUCAUGGAGUGCAAUGCACUGGACAAGAAGAUCUACGAAAUCAAGUUGAGAGCAAGUUUCUGGAUGUUUCAAAUCUGAGGUCAGAGUACAAUGUGUAUAAGGCUGUGUAUGCACUGGCAUAUGCCCUUGAUGACAUGCUACAGUGUGUGCCAGGGAGAGGACCUUUCAGUGGGAAAGGUUGUGCCAGUUUGCACAACUUAGAACUGUGGCAGCUUGUCCAUUACCUGCAAAAUGUCAAUUUCACCACAUCAUCUGGUGACCAGGUGCAAUUUGAUGAGAAUGGUGAUUCCUUACCAACCUAUGACAUUGUUAACUGGCAGUGGCUCCCUGAUGGAACAAUAAAGGCUGAGAAUGUGGGUGUGAUUCAGAAGUCAGCCUGGAAAAGUGAAGAGCUCAAACUUGAAGAAGACAGAAUCUUCUGGAACUUACAAUUCAAAGAGCAACCUCGAUCGGUGUGUAGUGACAGCUGUCCACCUGGCACCCGCAUAGCAAGAAAGAAAGGGGAACCUGAAUGCUGUUUUGACUGCAUACCAUGUUCUGAGGGAAAGAUCAGCAAUGAGACCGACUCCAUCGAUUGCAUCAGUUGUCCAGAGGACUUCUGGUCAAGUCUGCAGCAUGACCAAUGCAUUCCAAAAGAAAUUGAGUUCCUGUCCUACCAUGAGCCUCUGGGUAUCUGCUUGACAGCUGCCUCAUUGCUGGGGACAUUUUUCUGUGCUGUUGUUCUCGGAAUCUUCAUAUAUUAUCGCAGCACACCGAUAGUACGAGCCAACAAUUCAGAACUGAGCUUCCAGGUCGUAAUUUCACUAAGUCUGUGCUUCCUGUGCUCACUGCUGUUCAUCGGCCGGCCUCAGAUGUGGACAUGUCAGCUGAGGCAUGCAGUGUUUGGGAUCAGCUUUGUGCUUUGUGUCUCAUGUAUCCUGGUAAAAACCAUGGUGGUUCUGGCUGUGUUUACGUCCUCCAAACCAGGAGGCAGAGCCAAAUUGAAAUGGUUUGGUGCCAGACAACAGAGAGGGACAGUUCUGUCUUUGAGUUCUGUCCAGGCAGUAAUCUGCAUUGCUUGGCUUGUCUCUUCCUCUCCAUCUCCUCAUAAAAACACUCAAUAUCACAAUGACAAAAUAGUUUAUGAAUGUGUUGUUGGCUCCACAGUUGGUUUUGCAGUGUUAUUGGGCUAUAUUGGUUUUCUAGCUGUUCUCAGCUUCCUGCUUGCAUUUCUGGCCAGGAAUCUUCCUGACAGUUUUAAUGAAGCAAAACUCAUCACUUUCAGCAUGUUGAUAUUCUGUGCUGUGUGGGUGGCAUUUGUCCCAACUUAUAUCAGCUCUCCUGGUAAAUAUGCAGAUGCAGUGGAAGUAUUUGCCAUCCUGGCCUCCAGUUAUGGCCUCUUGAUUGCACUGUUUGGACCCAAAUGUUACAUUAUCCUCCUAAGACCUGAGAGAAACACAAAGAAGGCAAUCAUGAGCCGAGGUAUUGAGGCUUGA